Molecule: messenger RNA, 1743 nt
Organism: Fusarium coffeatum
Lineage: Eukaryota; Fungi; Ascomycota; Sordariomycetes; Hypocreales; Nectriaceae
Exons: 2
Coding region: 1-1743 (580 amino acids)
Biological process (GO): chromatin remodeling; regulation of transcription by RNA polymerase II
Cellular component (GO): nucleus; RSC-type complex; nuclear chromosome
Molecular function (GO): zinc ion binding; transcription coregulator activity
Source: RefSeq, a predicted model, not a curated record
AUGGAAAGAUCAAAGCCCCAGGCAUUCCUAUCGAGCUAUGCGCCGCGACUCCGCGCCUACAACAACUCCCUCCUCACCCCCGUUCUACCAAGCAGCGCGCCCACUGGCCCGGUUUCGAGGACUACCAAACGAGGGACGACCAUCAUUAAUUAUGCUGAAGAUGGCUAUGACGACCUGGAAGACGACAGCGAUGACCCGCGUCGACGACCAACAGGACUGCGGAGCUUGCGCAAGGAGGACUCGGCCAGCAGACUAGACCUCGCCGACAAGGUUGGCAAAGAUACUAAGGAGCCAGUUGAGGUGCAGGGCGUCUGGCGUGAUUGGAUAGCUAAGCAUAGGUUGCUUAGGAGCGAUCAGCAGAAUGCCAUUCAAGCGACCCUCCCUCUUACUCUGAUUCCAAUUCGAAUCGAUUUGGACGUUCCUGCGUUUAUCCCCCCAGCUCCGUAUCCAACGCCAAACCCUAACACAGUGGAUACAUCGCUCCCUCAGUACCGUCAGCAGGAGGCGACGGUGCCUUACAAACUUCGAGACAUUUUCUGUUGGAACCUUCACGAAACGCUCAUCUCUACUGACCAAUUUGCCCAAACGCUGGUGCAGGAUCUGGAUCUGCCAAACCGACAAGCCGCCACUGCUGAAAUUAGUAAACAAAUUCGAACACAGCUGGAAGAAUAUUCGGGUGUUGCUCUACAUCCUUUGUUCCAUAGCGACCAGCAGGCUCCCUCUGCCCCACAACCUACAACGGCCGGAUUGACGCCACGACCAAGCUUUGCGCUCAAGUCCCGGGAUGAUUCUCCGGCCUCUGCCAUCCGUGGCACUUCACGGCCUGACACACCAGCGCAGACGGGAGGUGCAGCCACUUCCUCACAAACUCAAGCUCCCGAUGUCACGGCAGAGGCGACACCGAUACUUCCCGACUCUGAUGACUACAACCCCGACGACACCUACCGAUGUAUCAUCAACUUAAGUCUCAAUCUAGCAUCGAUGCUUUACACUGACAAGUUCGAGUGGUCUCUUCUGCACCCUCCUGGUACUGCUGAGGCAUUCGCCAAGGUCACUUGUACAGAUCUGGGAUUAACGGGAGAGUGGAUCCCCGCGAUGACCCAUGCUAUAUACGAAGCUGUUCUGCGGCUGAAGAAGGAAGCGUGUGAAGCAGGUGGCCUUGUCGCUGGAUGGGGUGGUCUGCAGCAGGAGCUGCCAAAUGACGCUGCUCACGGUUCAGAGGCUGGUUGGAGAUAUGAACCGGAGCAUCUCGGCGAUGACUGGGAGCCCAAGGUGGAAUUUCUUAGUAAGGAAGAAAUUGAGAAGAGAGAAGGUGACCGCGAACGUGAAGUUCGACGAUUGCGCCGUGAGACGGCACGGUUCAGCUCUACAACAGGCAUGCUCGGAGGCACACCCUUUGGGGCAGCGAUGGAGGUUGAGGAAGAGAGAAUGGGACGAGGCGAACGGUCCAAGAAGAAGCGUCGUUUCCGAAGUUUGAGUCCCCUUGGACGAGGUGGUACGCCUGGAGGACGAGGCACGCCUGACGUUGGCGGAUAUGGCGGUGGCGGCGCCCUGACAGACCAAGAAAGAUUCCAGUGGAGAUGUAUGCACUGCAAGAUAUGGGGCACAAGCGUUUGGGCUGUCAGGGACGGCCCAGCAGGUCCAAGGACUUUGUGUGCCAACUGCGGCUACGUCUACGAGCGUGAUCAGAGACUGCCUCGUCAAAGUAAAAACCUCCAUUUGGCCGACAUUCGUGGAGUUUAG